UCAGGAAAACAGGGAAAACCUAAGCAACUGCCCCCACCUCUCGUCCCCAAAAAAAAUCACAGCGGCGGAGCUCGUGGUGCAUCCGUCGGACAAGUCCAGUCAGCGGAGUAAGGCAAACGCGAGCACACCCCACACGCCACCACACACCCAACAGGCGGCUUGUUUGUUUGCAGCUGCCAGCACCAUGAAACAGUUCGGCGGCGGCAGCGGCAGCGGCAGCAGCUAAGAGAUGGAAGAUAAAAAGCCAGCUGGCAUCAGGCACAUCUCCAGCCCUGGGCGGUCAGGAGAUGCAGCCAGAGCCGGGGGAGGAGGCGGCGGCACGGUGCAUCUGUCCCAGUGCGACCUGAGUGUGAUCAAGGGGGAGCACGGCCAGUCCGACCCGCAGGAGAUCAUCCGGCGAGCGCUGGACUUCAAGAGCCAGGGCAACCAGUGCUACAAGGAGAAGAAAUUCCGCGAAGCCAUCGGCAAGUAUCACCGGGCACUGCUGGAGAUGAAGGGCUUCCUGGCAGUGGGCGAAUCCGAGUCAUCGUCCUCCGCGGUCCAGGUUCACCCUACCCCGAGCAGAACGUCCGUGAAACUGACCGAGGAGGAGAGGAAGCUGGUGGAGAGCAGCGAGAUCGAGUGCUACAACAGUUUGGCAGCUUGCUUACUACAAGCGGAACUAGUGAAUUAUGAGCGGGUGAAGGAAUAUUGUCUCAAGGUCCUGAAGAAGGAAGGAGAUAAUUUCAAGGCUCUGUAUCGCUCUGGUGUGGCCUACUACCACCUUGGAGAUUAUGACAAAGCGCUAUAUUAUCUGAAGGAAGCAAGGAACCGAGAGCCAACAGAUACAAAUGUGAUCAGAUACAUCCAGCUAGCGGAGAUGAAACUCAGCAGAAGCUCACAGAAAGAGAAAGAAGCACUGUAAAUGGAUCCAUUCCUCCAGGAUUAUGAACAGACAAUUGGAGUGCUGACUGGAGGGCUAGAUUUCAGCAUAAAACCUUGUUCUGUGGAUUGGAAGCUUGCCUGCGCAACACUGACUCUGGUUCCUCAGCUGAAGAACUGCAGCAUUGCAGAACGUACCAAGUUCAGCAGCUUUGUGGAAUUGGGAGUGGACUGGACAAAAGCCCAGGCUGUGAUGUCAUUACAAGGCCUUAGGCAAGAUUGGUUAAGACUUUUUUUUUACCUGCCUUGCUUGUCACAGAAGGUAAAACACUGAGAAAGCUCUUUUGAUAACAGGAAUUGGCAAAUAUUUAUUGAAAACAUGAAAGGCAGUGCAGUAUCAUUCAAUAAGAAUGGGGAAAUAAGUGCUUUUGCAAUGACAUCACAACAAUUCCAUAAAAUGGUCAACUCCAAAUAUCCUGACUAAAAACUGGGCAAGCGAGGCCAUCUUAAAACAAUAGGUUUUGUAGAAAUAAUACAAAACGUUUGUGCAUUCUUGUACAUUUGCACUGUCAUUUAACCUUUUCUCGUUAAAGGUUUGGGAUGGAGGGAAGAGCUGAGAGUGACUAUUUAUUAAUCUAGGUCUUGUUUAAAAUAAUACACAAGAAUUAUUAUAUUAAAAUUUAAAAACGCUGUAUAGACAGUAAGAGAAAACAAGUAUCUACUAUUAUCAAUUUUGAUAUUUGUGCUUUAAAUUAAAAGGUAUAACUUUUCCUGAAGUGGAAUUAGAUGUGAUGUGACACGAACAUUAAGUAUGCUCAGUGGAAUGGUUAAAACAAAGUGGAUGUGGAACACAAUUGUUUGCAGAACUGAAGAACCAUGAAUUAACAUCAUUGUGCUUGUCUCAAGUUCCUCUGCCAAAUACUUUAGUGAGAACCAUUAGGGAAAAAAAGUGCAUUUGGAAGCUAGAGAAAUGAGAGAGAGAAAGGAAGGAAGAGAGAGAAGGCUGCCAAAAAAAGUCAAGAUUUUAUAUAUUUAACUCAUAAACUUUAGUUUUUACAUCAGUAGACCCCAUCAGUUGCAGCACACAAAUUCAAACAAGUAGUUCUAACACGACAGGUCUUAGAAAUGUUAAAUCCAUUGCCUAAGUUAACCAACGGUCACACAUUCAUUAAUGUUAUUGGCUUUGAGCUAUUUAAUGAUUUAUGGGAAACUCUCUCCACAGUCCAUCAGGCCCACUGCAAAUGAAUGCAAAAUGACCUCAUCAUCUAAAUGCAAGUGUUCCUAAUGCUGCACAUCAAUUUGCCAAGAACUUGGAAAAGAAUUCAGCUUUUCACAGUUACGUUAUCAGGAGUGAACCAUGAUGUUAAUAUGGCAUAAGAACCAGAAGUCCUGGUAUUGCAUGGUGAAGGUAAUGCAACAGUUGCUGGGUGUUUACACUGUUUUCUCUUCUACUUUAUGAUUGCACAUAUUUUGAUAUCAAUGGUACGAUAAGUAUGUUGUUAAAGGAAGAUACAAGAUGCAAAAUAAUUACAGCACAACAUUUGCUCUAUUAGCCUUUGGUUAAUCAGUCCCUUUAUAAUCUGAGUAUUAAUAGUUGUGUUUAGACAGUGCAGUAAUCACUAUGGUGGUUUAGGGGAGUGUACUAUAAAAUAUAUUUCAAACAAAAUGUACUGAAUAUACCAAUAGAUGGUCACAUUUAUGUCAGGAGUUAAGCUGUGUGCUCUUAUAACUAAGGAGACAUUACUUUUAUACAAAUCUGAAGAUGAAAAUGUAGUCUUCAAAACUUGUCAUUUCCAACUUCUCAGUUCAUAAUUAGUAAGUUAUAAUUCUCUCCCAAUUACUUUACCAUUUCAAGAGGGUCUUAUUACUGGCUGAA
Messenger RNA from Mobula hypostoma (lesser devil ray), 2737 nucleotides. Its product is annotated as tetratricopeptide repeat protein 9A. Bases 230 to 904 code for a protein of 224 amino acids. Gene Ontology annotation, molecular function: protein binding. The transcript is spliced from 3 exons. Lineage: Eukaryota; Metazoa; Chordata; Chondrichthyes; Myliobatiformes; Myliobatidae. The record is from RefSeq and is a predicted model, not a curated record.